Talaromyces rugulosus is the source of this 1509-nucleotide messenger RNA. RefSeq lists its product as uncharacterized. Gene Ontology annotation, molecular function: carbohydrate:proton symporter activity. Gene Ontology annotation, biological process: transmembrane transport; carbohydrate transport. The transcript has 3 exons. Gene Ontology annotation, cellular component: membrane. The annotation marks the transcript as partial. NCBI's taxonomy places the organism in Eukaryota, Fungi, Ascomycota, Eurotiomycetes, Eurotiales, Trichocomaceae. The record is from RefSeq and is a predicted model, not a curated record.
AUGCUGAAAUUAAAAGGCAAGGAUUUAUCAUGGGCUAUCUGGCUCACUGCGGGAUGUGCCAUUAGCACGUUUGGCUUUAACCAAUCCGCCCUUGGCAACUUGGUAAGACUCCCGUCCUUUUAUGGCCAAUUCCCAGACAUCAACGCCGUAACUUCGACUGGCCCUGAAAAGGAGCAGAAGUCGAGAGUAGAAGGGACUGUGGUUGCGCUCUACACGCUUUUUGGCGCGUUCGGUGGUCUCGGCUGCAUGCCUUUGGGUGACAUUCUUGGUCGGAAGAAGACUAUAUGGCUCUCCAGCUUCGUGCAAGGCAUUGGGUACAUCAUCAUGGCCACCAGCUAUAGCCUACCUCAACUGAUUGUGUCUCGAAUGGUACUUGGCCUGGGUACCGGUGGCCUGAUUGCUACCGUGUCCGUCUGGCAGGCAGAGCUAUCUAAAUCCACAUCUCGCGGCGCACAUGUCUCUGCAUUCGGUACGUUUGCCGGAUUUGGAGGAGCCGUCGCCCUCUGGACCGAGUACGGCAUGUCGUUUGUCAAUAACUCUUCCUCGUGGCGUUUGCCUCUUGCAUUGCCCAUCGUCUUCUCUAUCGCCGUCGCGUCUUUUAUGUGCCUUUUGCCCGAGUCUCCUCACUGGCUUAUCAAGACCAAUAAGGUGAUCGAGGCAGAAGCCAUCUUGGCCCAACUAGGCCAGGGUGAAGAGAGCCUGCAACAGACCGUCCACGACAUACAAAUGGCGACGCACGUCAAUGGAAAUGUCAGGCUUUCCGCGCUAUGGGAGAUGGGACCGCGCCGUGUCUUCCACCGUGUCUGCUUGGCCUGCGGUGUGCAGUUCUUCUUGCAGCUCAACGGCACCAAUGCGGUGGUGUACUAUGCAACCACGAUCUUUCAGGCCGAGCUUCAUUUCUCGCAAAAUUUGUCCCUCAUUCUCUCGGCUUGUCUUCCCAUUGCUAUUAUAGUGGCAGCUUUGAUUUGCUCAUUUACAGUCGAUCGUUUCGGACGGAGAAAGCUAAUGAUAUUCGGCGCCAUCAUGAGUUCACUGUGCAUGGCCUGUUUAACCGGCACUACGUCUCAACCUGCCAAUUCUGCCGCUCUCAAGGCUGCCGUCUUUUUCGUCUAUGCAUUCAAGUUCUUUUUUACCAUUGGAUGGUUGGGUAUUCCCUUUCUCUAUGCCACUGAGAUUGCCCCUGAUGGCCUGCGUGCAUCCGUGUCCGGCAUAGCCACAGCCACCGGCUGGUUAUUCAAUUUCUUGAUUGUCGAAGUCAGUCCAAUCGCCUUUACAAAAAUUGGCGAGAAAUACUUCAUCGUCUUUACGGUGAUGAACGUUGUAUCUGCCUUGACCAUUUACUUCUUCUACCCUGAAACAGCCGGGUGCACUCUAGAAGAGAUAGACGCAAUAUUCAUCCAGUCCAAGUCCAUAUUUGACACCGUCAAGGUAGCUAGACAAUUCCCGCGGCGUCUUGAUCCAGUCGUCGCACCCGAACCGGUGCAAGACAAGCCCGGUUCCGACCACGCA